UUUUCGGCUUUCCAAACCCACUCUUGCCACUCAAUCCAAACCAAAGAGAAUUAUUCACUUCCAAACUUCGCUCGCAAAAUGGCGGACGGAGGCGUGGAUAUAGAUUUAUACGCCGACGAUAUUGAAUCUGAUUUUAAUAGACAGGAUGAGUUUGGUGGUGAGAACGUGGAUUUGUACGACGACGUGAUUGCUGCGCCUGCAGUGAAACCCGAGGACGAGGACGGCCCGCCGAACGUCGUGCCGCAGCAUCCGCACCCGCCGGAGGAGACCAACGGCAACUCGCAAUAUCACAACAACGCACCAAACCACCAUCAUGGCCGCCGGUUUCAGCUCUACGUCGGCAACCUCACUUGGUGGGCGACGGACCAGGACAUUGCGAACGCCAUCGGAGACAUUGGCGUCACCGACUUCCAAGACGUCAAGUUCUUCGAGAAUAGGGCCAAUGGUCAGUCGAAGGGGUUCUGCGUCAUUUCGCUCGGCUCGGACCAGUCCCUCAGGAUGGUCAUGGACCGGCUGCCCAAGAAAGAGAUUCACGGACAACAUCCCGUCGUCACGCUGCCUACUAAACAGGCGUUGAACCAGUUUGAGAGUCAGUCGAAGACAAGGUCAACUCCGCCAGGGCCGAACAACCCUGGCAUGAGAGGGCCGCAUCCAGGCGGUCCACCGGGGCCACAUCCUGGAGACUUCUUCGGAGGUGGUCCGAAUGGUCCAGGUCCGAACGGCCCGCGCAUGAUGAUGCCGGGCCCAGGGCCGCACCACCAGCUGCGAGGUCCCCCGCCAGGGCCGCCACACGGGCCCCCGCACCACAUGCAGCAACACCAGGGCCCCCCGCCACAUCAUAUGCAACAUCAAGGGCCCCCGCCGCACCAGGGCCCACCGCCGCAUAGGCCGCCCAUGCAAUUCCAAGGGCCGCCGCAGAUGGCGCGGGUGCCGGGCCCCGGGCCGCGGCCGGAGUGGGGCCCGCGCGGCCCGCCGCACAUGCCGCAGCCCGCGCCGCAGUACGGCCCGCCGCAGCACCAGAUGCCGCACCAGAUGCCGCCGCCGCACGCCGCGCCCCCCGGGCAAGGCAUGCCGCCGCCGCACCACCAGAUGCCGCCGCACCAGGGCCCGCCGCGCGGCCCGGCGCCGCCGCAGCCGCAUCCAGGUAUGAACGGCUACCCAGGCGUCGGCGGUGCUCCAGCGCCCCACGUGAACCCGGCGUUCUUCAGCCAGCAGCCCGGCCCACAGCCCGCGCCCGGCCCGCAGCCUCCGCCGCAGCAGCCUCCACCAGGUCCAGGCGCGCCCUACGGCCACCCUCCGCACGGCGCUCCGCCGCCAGCACAGGGCCCACCGCCCGGCGCCCGGCAGCCCUACGGAAGGCCACCACAGAGCUACCCGCCGCCGGGCGAGGCGGGGCGCGCGCCGCACCACGCGGCCCCGCUGGGCGCGCCGCACCCGCCGCACGCGCCGCACCCCCCGCACCCGCCGCACCCACAGCACCCGCCGCACGCGCAGCACCCGCCGCCGCACGCCGCCAUCAGCGAGGCUGAGUUCGAAGAGGUGAUGAGCCGCAACCGCACCGUGUCGUCGUCCGCUAUCGCGCGCGCUGUCAGCGACGCGGCGGCCGGCGAGUACGCGUCCGCCAUCGAGACCCUCGUCACUGCUAUAUCGCUCAUCAAACAGAGCAAGGUGGCCCACGACGAGCGCUGCAAGAUCCUGAUCUCGUCCCUCCAGGACACCCUGCACGGCGUGGAGACCAAGUCGUACAACAGCGGCGAGCGGUCGCGCCGCUCGCGCUCGCGGGAGAGGGACGCGCGCGCGCACCACCGCGCGCCGCGCCGCCGGGACCGCUCCGCCAGCCGCUACCGCGACCGCAGCCGCGACCGCGACGACCGCGACAGGUACAGGGAACGCUCAAGGGAACGCGACCGCGAGCGUGACCGUGACGCGUACUACAGGGAUUACCGUGAGCGUGAGAGGGACCGCUCCAGGUCGAGAGACCGUGAACGUGCCGAGUACAAUAGAGGGCACAGUCGAGAUGAGAGACCACGCAAGUCCCCAGUAGAGCCGGCAGCGGAGGGAGGCGCGGGCGACGCGAGCAGCGCCAAGAGCCGCGCCAGCGCAGCGCCCUACUACGACGAGCGGUACCGCGAGCGGCGCGAGCGCGACCCGCCUCCCACCGACCGGGACCGCGACCGUGACCACCGCCGGGACGCCAGGCACUAAACCACGACAAUCACUAAACUAAUCACCACCACCACCUAUCACGUUGUCUAACAGAAAUCUUUGCGAGGUGUGGGUAUUAAGAUCACCUUACGAUGGACGUACCUCUGACUACCCUAUUGGGGUAUAGUAGUUAGCUUACGUAUUGAUUGUGUUAUGAAGCUAAUCCGCACGGAAAUCCAUGCCCUAUUAAAUAUAGAUUGAUUAGAAUGACAGCUAAGAACGAUAUUACAUCUUUCAAUCAAUUCGUCAAUCAUAAAUUACGAUUCAAAGAACAAUAAUUAUACCUUUUUACUGGAACUGUGAUCGUUAUUUGUAGGGUCAUUUACUGUUUGUCAAAAUAUUGACAAAAAUCCAUGGUUUUUUGGCAAUCAGAAUAUGGCCCAUUCAAUUUAUGUCCGUAGUGUAGUAAUAAGGUCGAGUUUUCUUUGAAUGAUAACAAUCGGAAUGUGAUUGUGGUUUUCUGACAAAGCAUGACCCAUACAAACAUUAAAUUUUCCAAAUAUCGUCAUUUCAUGGAAAAAGCUGUACGACAUCGCAUUAGGUUGUAUAAUAUAUUUUUGUCCUGUCGUCAUUUGGAUCAAGCUAUUCUUAAUAGGGUAAAUGACACGGAGCAAAGGCGAGAGGAGUUGGCGUGUGAAAGUAGCCCAGAUAACCCGACCAAUGAGGUCUUUGGUGGGGGGCUACGUCAUUUCUUAUUGUUCUGUGAACUCGAUUCCUUCCCUGUACCUCCGCCUUCAGCCCUCUGCACAAUCUUUCUUAGCGAAAUGACCUAUCGCCAAUUCCUCGGUUUUACUUCUUCGUGAUUUAUACAGUAAACGGACCAAUAUUCAAGGGGCGUUGCCUUGUACUCACUACCAUAUUGACUUGUUACUUUAUAUUUUUCAGUUUUACCAUACGCUUCUUAUACUGCUUAAUACCACCUCAGUACUUUAACAUAUUUUCUGAUAUCUUUCAUCUUCUGUAGCAGAUUAAUUAUAGAGUACAUAAGUAUAGUGAGCCUGAUAAAUCAGGAAUAUUAUACAAGAAAGUUGUGAUUUCUAAGAAACAUAGAUAUUAUACUUGUUUGCAUGCAUGACUUUCCGUCUAAUGGGCUUUACAUUGCACAAUCCAUCGGGCCCUAUGCGUCGGGAUUGGGCAGUGAAUAACUCGUUGGUGGGUGGGGUUCGAUUUCGCCAUACAUUUUACUUACACCCGAUGCAUCGGGCCCGAUGGAUUGGGUAAUGUAAUAUACCUUUCGGUAAACACUAAUGCGUGAAUUAUGCGACAUUCGUAGUACCCUUCCUGUAGGUCCCUUUACUGUGAUAUGAGCAUCACCAAAUCGUUACCUUAUAGCGGUUAUUACAUUGCCCUGUCCACCGGGCUAGACGCGUCAAGGUCACGGGGGCGUAACCAUGGUAACCACGAUUUCGAGGGAUUCGGUGGGGAGUAACCAUGGUAACCGCCCGUGACCUUGACGCAUCUAGCCCGAUGGACAGGGUAAUGUAAUAACCGCUUAUAGUGAAAAGAACGUAAGCGCCAUUUUGGAAAAACACAUUCGAAUAUGAUUUUCUUCAACAAAACCUCGAUUUCUUUCAAUUAAUUUCGAAUCUGGUAAAAAUUGAGACUAAAUUUUAUGACCUGGAUUGAAAUUAGCUUGUCUAUUGCGGGGUUUUGUUAACAAAAGUCACAUCGGAAUGUGAAUUUUAAAAAAAGUCGCUUGCGUUUUUUUUAUUACAAAGCGACAAAAUUACUUGGGUUUCGUACACCACGUUUACGUUUAAUGAACUGUUACAAAUAUCCGUAUUGUUUUACUCGCGAUAACUCAGGAUUAUCGUAUCGUCACAACAGACGUUCUUUGGUUAUUUCAUUGUUUUUACUUACGUAGCCACAACCGUUCUUCAGUCGCUAUAAAAGAGUUCAUAGUAAGCUAAUUAAAGAAAUAUUAAAGAGUAGGUAUCUAUAUUUUAAACAGUUUUAGGUUGCAAAGAACAAUAUAAAAACAUUUUAAAAUGACCCAUGUUUUUGUAGUUUCAUUAUAUCUAUACUUUAAAGUAAUUAGUAGUUUUGUGUUGUGAAUUCUGUGAGUAUACUUAUAUUGCUUUAUCUUGAUUGAUAAAUCUGGUUAUUUUCGUAAUCAAGUUUGCAAUGAUAUUGUAAAAAAAAUGUAUUGUACAAAGGGAUCAGAACGAUUAGAAAAUUAAUGUGUUCUAACAAGGAAAAGCUAACAUUCCAUCUUAUUAUAAGCUUUUUCCGUACAAUAUCCAAAUGAAAUAUAGACUAAAAUAUUGUAAAUCUAUUUUCCUAUUGUGUUUUUUAUGCAACAGGAAAGUUGAUUAGUAUUAAUUUAAAUACUUAGGUUUUAAGUUGUUUGUAUGGAAUGGUCCAUACUUAGAUUAUGACUCUGACUUAGAAGUUAAUUUGCGUAAAUAAAUUAAUGGAAAAAUGA
Pectinophora gossypiella (pink bollworm) is the source of this 4630-nucleotide messenger RNA. It is a transcript of the gene Cpsf6, whose product is annotated as cleavage and polyadenylation specificity factor subunit 6. The coding region runs from base 79 to 2205 and encodes 708 amino acids. Gene Ontology annotation, molecular function: mRNA binding. The transcript is spliced from 15 exons. Gene Ontology annotation, cellular component: mRNA cleavage and polyadenylation specificity factor complex. The record is from RefSeq and is a predicted model, not a curated record. Lineage: Eukaryota; Metazoa; Arthropoda; Insecta; Lepidoptera; Gelechiidae. Gene Ontology annotation, biological process: mRNA alternative polyadenylation.